This is a messenger RNA of Phytophthora nicotianae INRA-310, 1935 nucleotides long. RefSeq lists its product as hypothetical. The record is from RefSeq and is a predicted model, not a curated record. Bases 112 to 1446 code for a protein of 444 amino acids. Lineage: Eukaryota; Oomycota; Peronosporomycetes; Peronosporales; Peronosporaceae. The transcript has a single exon.
UGCUGAACUUCAACUUACGAUCUGUCUUGGCACGCUUUUUCGCCACACAUCACAAUUUGCAGUCUACAGCUCAGAACUGGACCAUCCUCAAGCACCAGAGCCAACCUUGUGAUGAAAUACUCCUCGCUGACCACUGCUCUCGCCAUUGCGCUGUCCCAGUCAGUCGUCGAUGGAGUUCUAUCCGUCACGUCCGCAGACGCCGCACACACCAAUGGUCCAUUCCUGGAGAAGAUUUGGACUGUACAUGGUGAAUCUGGCGACAUUCUCGACGACUUGAAGGUCCAAGUCGCGGGUAAUGUGUUCGUGGACUAUGACGCGUCGCUCGCUGCUGGUGGCGCUGUGGCAGCCCAGGUGAUCAUGCGCAGUAGCUCACCGGACUUGGUGGGUCUAGUGGACGUCACUGUCCAUGAUGCUGACGGUAACGGGGUCCGUAUUCACUACAAAAACACGAACGCUCGCGUCGUAGGCGACGUAGUGAUGCAGAUCAUUGUGAGCGACCGGAACGCGCUUUCUAGUGUGAGUGCCGCGCACGCAGACAGCGUCGUUGUCGGGGAAGACGUCGUGGUGAGUAAUGAUCCGUCUGCCAGUCUGGAGAUUGAAACGAGCGGGGAGGCUGACAUUUACGUCGGCUCCUUGACACAAGACCAUUUUUCGCUGAAAAGCAUCAACAUCGCUAGCUCCGGCGACGGCCAUGUGCAAUUCCUGGCCUCGUCGAUUCAAGCUGAUACUAUCUCUGUAUCUCUAUCAGGAGAUAGUAAGGCGAUCAUUGCGGCAACGGAUCGUAUUACUGUUAACUCGAUGGUCUCUGCAAUCUCAGGUGACGGCAAGGUCUUCGUGGAGACUGCCAAUCUUCAGUCGCAAAAGCUCUCCGCGCAUCUAUCGGGGGACGGUAAAGUAUCAUACUCCUCUGCUGGGUCAUGUGUGGAUCAGACUAUUCACCUGAGUGGUGACGCCUCUGUCUACGCUGGGUCUAUUAUCUGCAAGAACUCAAUGGUGGCAACGUCUGGAGACGGUAAAGCUAUCGUCCAGACUACGGACACCCUAACGUCUGUCGGUGGCGGCUCUGUAAAGUACGUGAACGCAGCUCCACACCGCAUCGUAUCCAGCUCGAUCUUCAGGAAGCACAGCAAUGUCAAACCGGCCAAGAAAAACAAGUUUAAGACCCGCCGCCCAUCGAUCCCGCCUUCCCGAGCACCGACGGAACUCACCGUCGUUGUCAAAGCAGCUUGGUUCGGCAACUCUCCCCACGUCAGCGUAUACUCGGGUAUUGGAAGCUCAAUUAUCAUCGACGGCACGGGGUUUGCGGUCACCGGCAUUCCGGCGUAUCAUCACAGUGCUGGACUUUUCGGCGUUUUUAUUGUAAUGGCCGGUAUUGCUGUCGUCGCUGCUAUCGCAUUUAAAUUCCGCGAACGCAAGGCGCGUGAACAGUACGCGCCUUUGGCGUGAGGUUUCCAUCCUGAUGGAGGCGUUUGUCUUCUCUACUGUUGUUGCGUCAAUAAUACAUGUACAAGCUUGGCUUUCGCUUCGUAUUCAAAAUGAGCACGGUUAAUUUAUUCCUCGUAGUAUUCAUUGUAUGAGCCUUGCUCAGCAAAAGACAUUGUCGCUCUUGCAAUUACUCGCGCCACUCAAGAGAACCACUUUACGAAGCGCGACAGGUCUGCCUGACGAGUGCAGACGCCCGACACUGCCUUGCUCUCGAGCUGUUAUGCGUAAGAUAGUAUCAUUGAUACUGCUGUUCAUGUACCACUGAGAGUAGAAAUGAAAUCGACAAUAACGCAAUGCCUGACGAGGAUCCGCACUCGGAAUACAACGACCACAUUAUUAUCGUUAGCAGACAACAAGAAUGGUUCGCAGCUGCUCCAUUAGAGUCUCAACUGCCCAAAUCUUUGGUGUCGAAUCGUUCACGUUGAAAAAAAAACUUGAUGUCCUUACUGG